Molecule: messenger RNA, 1501 nt
Organism: Acipenser ruthenus (sterlet)
Lineage: Eukaryota; Metazoa; Chordata; Actinopteri; Acipenseriformes; Acipenseridae
Product: heme-binding protein 2-like
Exons: 4
Coding region: 121-744 (207 amino acids)
Cellular component (GO): cytoplasm
Source: RefSeq, a predicted model, not a curated record
UUUGGCCAGGUGGGGUUAAACACUGUUGUGAAACUCGUGAGAGUAUAAAAAGCAGGAGAGUAACUUUGCAUCCAUAUACCGUGACCUUGGUAAUCACUGCAACUGCAGACCAAAAGAAGUAUGAGAAACUUGUUUAUCCUGGUGCUGCUCGCCCCGUUUGGGGGGUUGGCUUCUGAACAAAACGAGUUACAACCAGACGACGAGUCUCCUUGGUUUUGUCAUAAUCUGGACUGCCCAAAAUACAGUUUGGUGAAGAAGUAUGAGACAUUUGAAGUGCGCAGCUACGAGGCCAGCCACUGGAUGACCACAGAGGUGGAAGGGAAGUAUAUGAAUGCCGUCUCUAAAGGCUUCAUGCGUCUGUUCAGAUACAUUCAAGGAGACAAUGAAGCAGGGCAAAAGAUUCCUAUGACGGCACCUGUUGCUGUUGUUGUAUAUCCCACUGCCGAAGGCACAGGCAUGACAAAUAAUCACUCGGUCUCCUUCUUCGUACCACCAGCAAGUGACCCGCCUAAACCGAAGGAUGCUAGAAUUCAUACAUUAAGUGUCCCAGCAGGCACUCUGUAUGUCAGGUCUUUUGGGGGGUUUGCCAUGGGGACGACCAACGUUGAUCAAGCCAAAGCUCUGGCUGAUGACUUAAAAGCCGAGGGUUUGUCCUUUGAUGAAAAGCGCUUUGUGGCAGCUGGAUAUGACCCUCCCUUCAGACCCUUCAAUCGACACAAUGAAGUCUGGUACCAUGCAGCCUAAAUGAACGCCACCCACCCCUGUGGAGCAUGUAGAAUGUGACUUCGGAAAACAAUGGGUCAUCCAGACCUGUUCAUAAUAAAGAAUUUCAAGCUAAAUCAUUUUUAGUAUGUCUGUUUUAAAGCAGUCUUCAACCACUUCUCAAAUUCACGCUAACAUAAAAGAUUCAUUUGAUCUGUGCUGGGGGAAUCGAGCAUUCAUUUCCUUGAAUAGAUAACAUAAAUAUUUUAUUAAGCAAGUAUCUGCCAUCCCAGAGUUGCAGUGGUACCCCAAAUUGCAUCUAUUUGCUACAAUGGCUGAACAAUUGGGCAGGAUAUUUGAUUGUAUAACCACUGCACUUGUUAGACAGCUUGCUCAGAAGACUCUUCUAUUCUGGGAAACAAGAUAUUUAAUAAGCAAUCAGUGUAAGAGGGGAACAAACUCCACCCCCUUCUCCCAGCACAGGUUUUACCUUUUUGAUAGUUCAAGGUAGGGCUUUGAAGAACAUUGUUCAAGCAAAUUAAAGAACUUCUACCUUAGUUGGAAAUUCAAUGCAAAAACAAGAAAUUGUUGUAUGUAAGCAGUGAAUGACAUUUCUGACAAAUUACUGUAGUACUUAAUCCUGGUAAAGAUGCUUGUUCCAGAUUCAUGCAUUGCUUUUUGAGUUUGUUGUAACAUAGCUUGCAAAAGAUAAUCAGUAUAUAUGUCUUCCUAUAUAAAGCAAAUGUGCCGUGUAGUUGUGACAAUGAAUGCUGAAUAAAAAAUCUAACAAGAGAACAAA